Molecule: messenger RNA, 888 nt
Organism: Protopolystoma xenopodis
Lineage: Eukaryota; Metazoa; Platyhelminthes; Monogenea; Polystomatidea; Polystomatidae
Source: the annotation of a GenBank genome assembly
AUGUUGAACAUCAGUUGGCAGCGCUCCCUGUUGCCGCCUUCCGCCCCCAAUCCUCUUCGGUCGGCGGGAUGUUGGUCUAGCCGGAGAUAUCUGCAUCACUGCCUUCAGCCGGUGCUUUGGUGCGAUCUAUCCUUUCUCGAUCAUCUGCUUGCCUCCCAAUUGAAUGUAGAUCGGCGGUACCAUCUUGGAAAACCCGUCGGCUCCUCCAGUGCUGAGACAAUAGACACAUCCAAAUCCCACGCAUUCCCAUCCCCAAUCUCCCAUUUGCCUCAUCACCAACCGGCACCAACAACCUCGCAUGGCCUUUCACAGCAUUCUCCAUUCUCGGUUUUGUCUCAUCAAUUUCACGAAUCAGUCGGCUUGUCUACAGGCCCACGGUCUCCACGAAACAUCUCUCUGGGCUCUCGGACACAGACUGUCCCGCAUCGUCAUCAACUGAAGGACUCGGAGUUUGAGUCUCGUCGUCGCAGCCACGAUCAGCACUUAGGACAGCGACAUUCGGCGCAUCAGCACCAUUGUCGAAAUGACCGACAUUAUCAUCGGUAUUCAAGACAGUUGAAUGAUGCGUCAGGAUCACAGAAAAGAAAAAUUUCUAUCAAGCCUCAGAUUGCAAGUGCAGGCGUCACUUUGGCCGGCUUUCAACAACUCGAUGAGUUGAUGAUUCAAGCUGAAGAGACGCAGACCAGCCUUACCGAAGGAACCGCCAGCAUGCUUGUCUGGGUGACGUUUGGAACUAAGUCUACGGCAAAAACGGGUGUAUCUUCAAACCAGACAGCUGACGGACAAGGUAGGUUCGUCUUAUGGCACCAAAUGAACUAUAAAACGGAUUCUUUAAGCGUGUGGUUGUCGAAAAGUUCGACUAUGAUUUCGGUUUUCAGUUCCAUUUAG